Vidua macroura (Pin-tailed whydah) is the source of this 2350-nucleotide messenger RNA. RefSeq names its product methyltransferase like 15 (gene METTL15). Gene Ontology annotation, biological process: rRNA base methylation. NCBI's taxonomy places the organism in Eukaryota, Metazoa, Chordata, Aves, Passeriformes, Viduidae. Bases 905 to 2236 code for a protein of 443 amino acids. The record is from RefSeq and is a predicted model, not a curated record. The transcript is spliced from 5 exons. Gene Ontology annotation, molecular function: rRNA (cytosine-N4-)-methyltransferase activity.
GCCCGCGGCGGGGCCCGCUGCCCUGCAGGCGAGCGCUGUCACAGAAAUGCCAUAAAACACGGACUGCGCUCGCCUGAGAGAAGCUCUCCGAGCGCAGCAGGCGGUGGCCGCGAGCAGAGGCCCUCCGGCAGCCCCAGGGCAGGGCGGGCCUGUCCCGUUCGGCCGCUCCUCGCCUCACGGCGGGGCCGGGGCGGGAGGGGAAGGCCGGAGGGGCAGAAAGGGCGGCUGAGGCGGAGCGGGGUCAGCGGGGCAGCCCGAAGCCGUGCGGACAGGCAGGGCAGGGCCAGGAACGCCUUCCCCUGGGGCCGGCCGAAUCCAGGGGAGCGGGGCCCGUCGCAGGGAACGGCGGUCACCGGGAGCAGCGGUGCCAGCGCCCCGAUCGCCCUCUCCCCCCUGCUGAACGGAGCACCGCGGCCUUUGGGCUGCGAUGUCCCCUGGGCGCGCCUGGGUCACCUGCCCAGCUGCGUCUGCUCCCUGCUGUGCCCAGCGGGAAUCCAAACCAGCCCCAGCUCAGCCCCUGGGGAGAAAAUGAACUCCAGGCCGGGGAAACCAGCGGAGCACACCGCGGUGAUAGAGGUGUUUGCUGUAGGCACGCUAUGGCUUGUGGUAAAACACAUCUGUGAGCCUGCCCACAGCUGGAGCCACGCGCACUUGCAAAUUUAAACUGGGGGAAUUGCGGCCCAGUUGAAGCCUAAGUGAUCAGGAGAGUAACUUUGUCAGCAUAUCCUUAUGCAGGCAAAAUAUUGGUAGCCUCUGGCAAGCUAAAUUCAACAAAAGCAGAUAUUAAAAGCUCAUAGUGCAAAGAAUAUGCUUACAGCUUGAGCACAAUUGAUUUGUAGAUAAUCUUGAAUGUUCUGAAAACAUUUUGCUGACUUGAUGUAUCUGUAAAGCUGCCCAACUUGGAAUGUGCGUAGCUUUGCCUAUAGCAUUUCCCCUAUGUUAUUUAAACAAAUACACCAUUUCAAGUAUUUGUUUCAAAGUAAUUCCCAACAUCUACUGCUCUUCUAGGUUGAUCAACUCCAAAAUGUUCCCUCAAAAUCUGUGCCAAGUUUGCAGAUGUUUGUUUCUGCGUAACUUGAAACUGAAUUCAGUAAAUGUGGCUGGUUUGGCCAGAAGGAUCCAGUCUUCAUCAGAAAAGCUUUGUGAGUCAGAGGAACAAACUGUCCAGAGAUGUGAAGCUGAAGAGCUGCCUCAAAAUGCAGAAAACAGUAAUUCUGGAAGAUUGCACAUACCAGUGAUGCUGGAGGAGGUUGUUAAUUUUUUAUCCCCUCAGCCAGGUCAGCGUUUCCUGGAUAUGACUUUUGGAGCUGGAGGUCACACAGCAGCUCUCUUGGCGAGAGCCAGUGGCAUCAGUGUGUUUGCCCUGGACAGGGACCCCACAGCUCACAGAAUGGCUCAGCAGAUGGCACAAGCCUACCCGAAGCAGCUUCAGCCUCUUCUAGGACGGUUCAGCGAGUCAGAGGCUUUGUUAAUCUCGUCUGGGGUUGAGCCAGGGACUCUGGACGGCGUUCUCCUGGAUGCUGGCUGUUCUUCCAUGCAGUUAGACACACCUGAAAGGGGCUUUUCCCUGCAGAAGGAUGGACCCUUGGACAUGAGGAUGGAUCAUGACAGGUGCCCUGGCAUGGCCACCGCUGCCGAUGUGGUGAACGCCCUGGAGCCGCGGGCGCUGGCGUCGGUGCUCAGCGCGUACGGCGAGGAGAGGCACGCCAGGAGGAUCGCCUCUGCCAUCGUGCAGGCACGCAGCAUCUACCCCAUCACCAGGACCAGGCAGCUGGCAAGCAUUGUUGCAGGUGCUUUUCCAGCAUCAGCGCUCUACGCACGGAAGGACUUGCUUCAGAGACCUGUGCACGUUGCUACUAAAACUUUCCAAGGCCUGAGGAUAUUUGUGAAUGAUGAGCUCCAUGAACUCCUGAUAGGGCUGAAGACAGCUGAGAAGUUUCUGAGGCCUGGAGGUCGCCUCGUAGCCCUGUCCUUUCAUUCCCUGGAAGAUCGUAUAAUCAAACGUUUCCUUCAUGGCAUUGACAUGACAGAAAAGUACAACCUUGGCUCAAAGCAGAAGAUAAGACAGGCUCUGAAAAAUGCCUCCAAAGGAGAAGACACACAAGGAUCUCCCUGUGGAAAAUCCAACUCAAAGUGGAUUUCUAUACAGAAAAAAGUUCUCACACCCCAGGCCAAGGAUAUUCAAACAAACCCAAGAGGAAGGUCAGCCAAGCUAAGAGCUGCUAUUAAACUCUAAACCAAAACAUAUGAUUGCAUGAUUGUAUCAUUUCCUUCCAUUCAACUUGCCAGAAUGCUGACUGGACAGAUAUUGUCAAACUGAAAAAAUAAAAUGAAGGCUGUUAGAAAACGU